AUGGAUUUUAAUUUAGCAAUACCGGUAUUUUGCGAUUACUAUGAGCCCUUUUUAGUAGAAGAGAUUGCGCUUAUGGAGCAUCCCACAAUGCUUCACUAUGGCAAAUGCGCCGUAAUCGGUUAUUUAAAGCAAGGCAGUACAAUGCUAGACUCGCUGAUGAUUCCUGGUUUGCCAAGUGACCUUCAGUUACCGGAUGGCACAUGUCAAUUGGAAUUGUUUUUAGACAACUAUCCUGGGCCUCUCCAUUACAAUUCAACUAUCCGGGUGUACGGUUCCGUACGCCUGCGUGGUCCACCGGACUCGUCCAUGAGCAACAGUAAGGAUUUGAUUUUCUUUUUUCGUCAGCUACGGACUGAAAAUGAGCGAAAGGAGACAGAAACCACCUCGUUGGAAUUCAGCUUCCAGAAGGAGUGGGAUUUGGCGGUUAACAUUUACAAACCAGCACUUGAGGUAGAAUGGUGUGAAAUACUUCCGCAAGCCAAAGAGAUUGCAGCCUGCAACCUGCGUUUGAAGCGGAUAAAUAAGAUCUUAGGGCCAGUGAUACAGGAAUUGAAAACACAAAAUUUUUGA
Sabethes cyaneus is the source of this 570-nucleotide messenger RNA. RefSeq lists its product as uncharacterized. The transcript is spliced from 2 exons. The coding region runs from base 1 to 570 and encodes 189 amino acids. Lineage: Eukaryota; Metazoa; Arthropoda; Insecta; Diptera; Culicidae. The record is from RefSeq and is a predicted model, not a curated record.